AGGACGAGGCCAGCAAGCAAGCAAGCCUGUGCCACGUACAAGCUAAUUGUCACUCUAGCUAGCUAGCUUAAUUAGCUAGUUUAAUUUGAGCUCUGUGAGCUUGGUGUUAGUUGCCAUGGCGGAUGAGAAGAAGCACCACCUGUUCCACCGCAAGAAGGACGAGGAGGAGGAGAGGCCCGUCGGAGAUCAGUACGGCGCCGGCGAGGGGGUCUACACGGCGGAGACGGUGACCACGGAGGUGGUCACCACCGGGCAGGACGAGUACGAGAGGUACAAGAAGGAGGAGAAGCAGCACAAGCACAAGCAGCACCUCGGCGAGGCCGGCGCCAUCGCCGCCGGCGCCUUCGCCCUGUACGAGAAGCACGAGGCGAAGAAGGACCCGGAGAACGCGCACAGGCACAAGAUCACGGAGGAGAUCGCCGCCACGGCGGCCGUCGGCGCCGGCGGCUACGCCUUCCACGAGCGCCACGAGAAGAAGAAGGACGGCAAGAGCGCCGAGGAGGCCACCGGCGAGAAGAAGCACCACCUCUUCGGCUGACCGACCCCUACGUCUACGUCGCGUCGGUCGGCCGGCGACCUAGCUCGCCGCCGGCGUCGUCGCCGCCGUGUGUAAUAAUUUGUCUUUUUCUGCAUGCGUGUGCUGGUCUAUGUCUCGCCUCGACGAGUGAGAGGCUGACACGUGGGACCAGGCCUUCAGCUCGUGUUGCUUGAUUUUCUCUGCAGCCUUGCGUGUGUGUCCUAAUAAGUGACCUGGAUGAGUGCUGUGUAGGCAUAUCCAUGGCUCUCUUCCUGUCAUGUAUCCAUGUGAAUUUGUAUUGUUGAUGCAGUAUUAAUGGACCUCGACUUUCUUCAUAUGUCA
Messenger RNA from Oryza brachyantha (malo sina), 859 nucleotides. Its product is annotated as abscisic stress-ripening protein 5-like. The transcript is spliced from 2 exons. NCBI's taxonomy places the organism in Eukaryota, Viridiplantae, Streptophyta, Magnoliopsida, Poales, Poaceae. The coding region runs from base 116 to 538 and encodes 140 amino acids. The record is from RefSeq and is a predicted model, not a curated record.